Molecule: messenger RNA, 969 nt
Organism: Microthlaspi erraticum
Lineage: Eukaryota; Viridiplantae; Streptophyta; Magnoliopsida; Brassicales; Brassicaceae
Source: the annotation of a GenBank genome assembly
AUGGUGCAGAUUGGAAAUUGCUCUAUCCCUACCGAUUUCCAGAUUGUGGAAAUGAGAGAGAGUAGCCAUAGACCUCUCAUAUUUGGAACCCCUUUCCUGUCUACUGUGGGUGCCAUAUUUGAUUUCCCCAAUCAAAGAAUCUCUUUCAACAAGGUGAACAAGGGUAUGUUCUUCCCUAUGUGUUCAACAAAGAACUCUUUUGUUGACAUGGUCCAAGAGGAGAAAGCUACUUUGAAGCCACCCCAAGAAGGAGAAACUGAAGAACAAUCAAGGAAGAUCCCAUUCCUAAGCCCAAGCAGCUUGCCAAACAAGCAAGGAGUAAGACUAAGGCCCCUACACCAAAACCGCCCAAGGGAUCAACCAAGAUUGAAGAUGAGGCCAAGCCAAGAAGGAAGGCAGUGUGCCAAGGGACAUUCAUGGAGAGAUUGUCUAUCCAGCUGUGAAUCACCCACCAGAUACUCAUUGCAAGGAGAAAAGACUUGGAGGAUCAAGGAUGCCUCUUGUCUCCAUCUUCUCCUGAGCGCCAAGCCUUACAGUCAAGCUAAAGACUUAAAACAAGCGCUGCAUGGGAGGCAACCCAUGAGGAUAGAAGGAGAAAAAGGUGUGAAAACACAAUCCGCGAAACAUUGGCCGCGGACGCGCAAAAGAUGUUUUGGCCGAGCAAUUUCCAUCGGCCGACCGUCCGGUCGAGCCGGGAAGGAACGGCUCAUGCUCGGCCGGACACUUAUGCGACAAAACCGUCCGCGCAGUACGCACGGACAGAAGGGAAAGGCCGCGCUCGGCCGGAAUUUGUAUCGGAACGGACCGACCGUGCCGGUCGAUCCGGGAAACAAACGUUCGGCCUCGGCCGAUUCUCUCGUCGCGAUUUGGCCGACCAAAUCGCACGACGCGACAAAAUCCAUCGGCCAUCGGCCCAAACUUUUCUCGGCCAAGGUAAGUCCCCUUUUCAUUAAUUCAAACCGGUUUUAA